CCGAAAUAGACUCAUAUGUAGAGAAAGAAAAAAAAUGUAAACAAAAUAUAAAAGUGCAAUCAAAGCUUCAUAUUUGAAGGCUUGCCAAGUCGCACUGUAAAUCUUGUUGUUUCACAACUGACUGGUCACAAAUUAAUUCGCCAAUAAACGGCGAAAUGAGUGUGCGUACGCAAAAGAUACUUUUGUGCGCGCUCAUUUUUUUAGGCAUUAUUUAUUUCUGUAUGAACCGGCAUAGGGAUGAUAAAGAUGUGUCUCUAAAGCAGCUUCUUGCCGCUGCGAUAAGAACGGCAGAGAUUGGGGGAUUGCAAGUAGUAGCAGUGCACGAUCAGAUUAAAUUUAAAAUAGAGAGCAAAGGUCAGACAAAGGAAGGCAUAAAUGAUCCAGUAACAGCAGCAGAUUAUAGAUCUCACUGCGCUAUGUAUCGCUCUUUGACAGAAGCAUUCCCAGGGAUUACUGUGAUAUCUGAAGAAACAUCGCAAGAUUGUGAUAAAAUUGUAGUUGAAGAUAUUAAGAAUUCUUUUAAAAGUAUCGAUGGUUAUGAUAUAAGUGACGAUAUUGUAAAUGUGAAUGAUAUAACAAUCUGGAUAGAUCCUCUAGAUGCCACUAAAGAAUUCACAGAAAAUUUACUGCAAUAUGUAUCUACUAUGGUAUGCAUAGCCGUCAAAGGACAACCAAUUAUUGGUGUUAUAUAUAAACCGUUUGAGACAAAACAAAAUUAUAGUUUAUUCUGGACAUGGAGCAAUCAUGGUGUAUCAAGAAACUUGAAAAAUUUGCCCAAGGUAAAAGACAAUAAAACACCUAUUUUAAUUGUAUCUCUUUCACACGCUGGACAAGUAAAAAAUACAUCUAAAAUUGCCUUUGGUGAUAACGCUAAAAUUAUUUCUGCUGCUGGUGCAGGAUACAAAUUUUUGGAGGUAGCUGUUGGUAAUGCGACAGCAUAUGUUCAUACAACUGCUAUUAAGAAAUGGGAUAUAUGUGCAGGCACUGCAAUUCUCAGUGCUUUGGGAGGAACAGUGACACAGUUAUACGAUCAACAACCAAUCUAUUUUGGAACUAAUGACGCCAAAGUACUUACAAAGGGUCUCUUAGCGACUAUGAGCGAUCAUGCGUGGUAUUCUGAAAAAUUCUUGCAUGACUUUCCAUCUGAUUCACAUUAAUCAAGAAUCACUUGAUGUCAAUAUAUUGAGAGAAAAUUAAGGUUGUAUAUAUUAAAUUCUGUUUAUAAAAGAUUCGUGUUUUAAAGAAUAUCAAUGUAUGUGCUCAUGUAUGUAAUAAGAUCACAUAUCUUCCAAUAGCUGUCCUAAGGCGGCGGUAUACAAUGCUUGUUUUCCCCUGCUAGAAUUUUACCAUCGAUUUUAUCACUUAUACUGCGAUGUUGGCGCUAACAAUACCGCAGUCAAUACAGUGACAAGUUUCUAAUCUAGCUAACAGACCAGCAACAAUCUAGCAGGAAAACAAAUGUAUGCUGCCGACUUAAAAGUAUUUACUGUAAGAAAUAAAUUUGUCAUAACUGUAUAUGUAUUUAAAAAGUAGACUUUUAUAUAAU
This is a messenger RNA of Cyphomyrmex costatus, 1546 nucleotides long. RefSeq names its product putative inositol monophosphatase 3. Gene Ontology annotation, cellular component: endomembrane system. Gene Ontology annotation, molecular function: 3'-nucleotidase activity. The record is from RefSeq and is a predicted model, not a curated record. The transcript has 7 exons. NCBI's taxonomy places the organism in Eukaryota, Metazoa, Arthropoda, Insecta, Hymenoptera, Formicidae. Gene Ontology annotation, biological process: phosphatidylinositol phosphate biosynthetic process. The coding region runs from base 156 to 1157 and encodes 333 amino acids.